Molecule: messenger RNA, 1425 nt
Organism: Phalaenopsis equestris
Lineage: Eukaryota; Viridiplantae; Streptophyta; Magnoliopsida; Asparagales; Orchidaceae
Product: meiotic recombination protein DMC1 homolog
Exons: 15
Coding region: 107-1138 (343 amino acids)
Biological process (GO): DNA repair; mitotic recombination; DNA strand invasion
Cellular component (GO): condensed nuclear chromosome; nucleus
Molecular function (GO): ATP hydrolysis activity; ATP binding; ATP-dependent DNA damage sensor activity
Source: RefSeq, a predicted model, not a curated record
UAUAUACGCAGAUCCCGCGCGGAUAGGAAUGUGAAAACCUGUAGUUCCUUGUCCACAGUUAGCGCGCGAUCAUCUUCAGUGAGUCCGUGCUGCGUCCAACGGCGAAAUGAUCGAUGUGAAGUUCGAAGAUCAUGGCCAGCUCCAGCUGCUCGAAAAAGAUGAAACAGAGGAGGAAGAAGACUGCUUCGAAGCCAUUGAUAAAUUGAUUUCACUGGGAAUCAACGCCGGAGACAUCAAAAAGCUUCAGGACGCUGGGAUCUACACUUGCAAUGGCCUAAUGAUGCACACAAAGAAGAACCUGACGGGUAUCAAGGGAUUGUCCGAAGCAAAGGUCGAUAAAAUCUGUGAAGCUGCAGAAAAGAUAGUGAACAUCGGCUACAUGACUGGAAGUGAUCUUAUGCUCAGAAGGAAGGCCGUGAUUCGAAUCACGACCGGCAGCCAAGCCCUCGACGAGCUUCUUGGCGGCGGAAUCGAGACGCUUGCCAUUACGGAGGCAUUUGGUGAGUUCAGAUCAGGGAAAACACAGCUCGCUCAUACACUUUGUGUGUCUACCCAGCUGCCGAUCAAUUUACAUGGCGGGAAUGGAAAAGUCGCUUACAUCGACACAGAGGGCACAUUCCGACCGGACCGAAUCGUGCCGAUUGCCGAGAGAUUUGGGAUGGAUCCAAGCGCGGUUCUCGACAACAUCAUCUACGCGCGAGCAUACACGUAUGAGCACCAGUUUAACUUGCUGCUAGGCCUUGCCGCUAAAAUGUCUGAAGAGCCCUUCAGGCUUCUGAUUGUGGAUUCGGUUAUUGCAUUGUUUAGAGUAGAUUUCUCAGGCCGCGGAGAACUUGCUGAGCGACAGCAAAAGCUGGCACAGAUGCUCUCCCGGUUGACGAAGAUCGCCGAGGAAUUCAACGUGGCUGUGUACAUGACCAACCAAGUGAUUGCGGAUCCGGGAGGCGGAGUGUUCAUAUCGGAUCCUAAGAAGCCCGCAGGAGGUCACGUCCUGGCGCAUGCUGCCACCAUCCGGCUUAUGCUGCGUAAAGGAAAGGGCGAGCAGCGCGUUUGCAAGAUAUUCGAUGCCCCUAACCUCCCAGAAGCCGAAGCUGUUUUCCAGAUAACGCCGGGCGGCAUUGCGGAUGCCAAGGAUUGAGGCCUUUCAUCUACCACGGAGGGGGAUAAUAAGAGUUAUUUGCUUUUGGAUUGCUUAGUAAGGAUGUAGAAUUGUGGUGGACAAAGAAGGGUGUAAAUGAUAGCACUUUCUGGGCAUCGUUGUCUGAAAAUCAUUCUCACGUAGCAUUACGGCUAUAUAGCUUUUAGAGUAUGUGAUGAUUCCAUCGCUGCGCGCACUUAAUGUUUUAAAGUUAGUCAUAUAGGAUUGAGCACAUUCGCCAUCCAUUUUAGCGUCAAACUUCGUUUUCAUUGACAGAGAUUUGCUUC